AUGAAGGUCGUUAUGAGAUUUGGGAAGAAGGGAAAGCUAAGUCCUAGAUCCAUUGGUCCAUAUCGAAUCUUGAAAAGGAUUGGUGAAGUAGCCUACAAGCUAGAGUUACCUGCAUCGAUGACUUUGGUUCACCAUGUUGUUCAUGUAUCGAUGCUAUGGGGUUAUAUGCCUAAUCAUGCUCACAUCAUCUCACCAGAGGUAGUAGAAAUUAAUGACAGUUUAUUUUAUGAAGAAGAACCGGUUCAGAUUCUGGAUAGGCAAGUUUGUAGGCUGAGGACAAAAGAUUUAGAUUCACUUAAAGUGUUAUGGCGUAAUCAUGGGAUCGAAGAAGCCACUUGGGAGGCCGAGGAGGAUAUAAAAACUCGAUACCCCCACUUGUUCGCUACUUCAGGGACUGGACCUGAGCAGCUUGGGCUGCGUGGAUAG
Messenger RNA from Nicotiana tabacum (common tobacco), 426 nucleotides. NCBI's taxonomy places the organism in Eukaryota, Viridiplantae, Streptophyta, Magnoliopsida, Solanales, Solanaceae. The record is from RefSeq and is a predicted model, not a curated record.